Messenger RNA from Cynoglossus semilaevis (tongue sole), 1870 nucleotides. It is a transcript of the gene znrd2, whose product is annotated as zinc ribbon domain containing 2. The coding region runs from base 444 to 1037 and encodes 197 amino acids. The transcript is spliced from 4 exons. The record is from RefSeq and is a predicted model, not a curated record. Lineage: Eukaryota; Metazoa; Chordata; Actinopteri; Pleuronectiformes; Cynoglossidae.
UCGCUAGCUUCAACUAGGUGUUGCGAAUAAAAGUGAUUUAAUCUUUUAAAUAAUAAAAUUCUAUACUACGUAAUUCACACCGACGAAUAUUUUAUACAAUUAUCGAAAACGUUGAGCUGUAAACAUCCGUCCACUGGUGUUGAGAAAAUCCUGUUUAUUUAAAGUCGUAUCAGAGCCAAGUGUCAAGUUUAAUGAGGAAAAAAGCUACGUUUGACCCGGUGUAAACAAGGAGUGUGUAAAGGGAUAAUUCGGGUUAUUUUUGCAGUGUGUUAAUUUUGGAGAGACUGCAUCACCAUAUUGUGUUUAUAUCAAACAGUACUAAUUUGGAUUUUAUCUCCCAGAUACCUGCAAGCGAUGAGGACUUUGAGUGGGAGCCUCCAACGGAGGCCGAGCUGAAGGUGAUCCAGGCUCAGAGAGAGAGACAAGACAAAAUCAGCAAGUUGAUGGGAAACUACCUGCUGAAGGGAUACAAGAUGCUGGGCGACUGCUGUGAUGUGUGUGGGACGAUUCUUCUUCAAGACCGACAGCAGAAAAACUACUGUGUUUCAUGUCAGGAGCUGGACUCUGACAUUGACAAGGACAACCCUGCUCUGAAUGCCCAGGCAGCCUUGUCACAGGCGAGGGAGCGACAGCUCGCAGCUCAGUCUCCCGCAACUUCACUUGAAGCCGAGCUGAACAGCGGCUCCAGCGGCGGCGGCGGUGGCCUGACAAACGUCACGGUCCCUCAGCCCCGACCAGAGCACUGUGAGGGAGCAGCGGCGGGGGGGAGAGCCUCCCUGCUUCCACCUCCUGUGCCUCCUCCGCCCACCUCUCCAGCAGCACCGGUGGUCAUGGCACCGGCUCGUCCCACGGUGUGUCCGCAGCCGGCGACCCUGGCGCCCGUGCUGCAGGAGGCCGAGGACGCCAUUCUCACCAAACUCCGCUGGGCCACCACUCAGCUGCAGAGCUCGGCCUCUCUGGAGGCCAGCAUCCAGCUGUGCAGCCUGAUCUCCAGCUGUGCCAACUCACUGCGCAGCCUUAAAGAGCUGGGCCAGUAAACCCGCCCCCCCCGCCGCCGCCGCCCCCCGGUGACAGGUGGAGACCCUCGGAGUGAUGGUGACGCUGUUUUAUUCGCCUCCUGUCCUGAAUAACUGACUCUGGUUCACUGGUUUGUAGAGAAUCUCCCUUUGACCGGACCGUAGAGCUGCGUUUACAACUGGUCAGAACAGACGCACUUGAAGAGAGGAAGUGUAAAAAAAAAAAAAAAAACCCUGCAGUUACAGACGUUACUGCCCCGAGUCGGAGCAGCUGCACCACCGCUUUGACACCCCCAGGGGAGACCGUGUGGUUUCACUGUAUGUUCAUUUGACUUGUUGACAACCUGUUAGUUAUGGUUAAACUCAACGUUAGUUUUUACUCCUGCUUCGUGUUAAGACAUUUUGAAUGAAUCAUUUGUAAUAUUUUACACAUACAUGACAUUUAUCUCUUUAAAAAAACAAAACUUCAUCAACAAGACGAGACUUGUUUCUUCUUUGGUUGACCGAAGACAAUAAAUGUUCUAUUUGCUGCUUAGCUCCUCACCCCCUCACCCUUUUUCUCCCCCGCCCCCCACGUCUCUACACCCACAGGUGGGAAACAGCCUGCCACUGUGUGCAGGCUGUUUCUAGUAUUUUCUUGUAAAUAUCUUGGAUGGAUGGUUGAAUUGUGGAGGGUCGCUCUGCCCCCGUGCUGCUCCGAAGGAAUCAGGGCAACAUUUAGGACUUCAUCACCAUCACCGCCCAGCACUGAUCCACAGCACUUCAUGUUAGGAAAGUCCAGUGUCAUCGCUGUUCCAGGCUGUUGAGGUUUUCUAAUGUUGUACCUGAAUAAAGCUUUGCCACUUUCAGAGUCA